Choloepus didactylus (southern two-toed sloth) is the source of this 1627-nucleotide messenger RNA. RefSeq names its product histidine rich glycoprotein (gene HRG). The coding region runs from base 43 to 1551 and encodes 502 amino acids. The record is from RefSeq and is a predicted model, not a curated record. Lineage: Eukaryota; Metazoa; Chordata; Mammalia; Pilosa; Megalonychidae. Gene Ontology annotation, molecular function: heparin binding; serine-type endopeptidase inhibitor activity; zinc ion binding. Gene Ontology annotation, biological process: negative regulation of endopeptidase activity; regulation of platelet activation; negative regulation of fibrinolysis. Gene Ontology annotation, cellular component: blood microparticle; endolysosome; extracellular region. The transcript is spliced from 7 exons.
UGUGCGUGUGUGUUUUAGAAAGUUGGUAUAAAAUUCCUUGCUAUGGUACACCAUAGCAAGCGAUGGUUUUCACAUUUUAGCAAAAUGAAGGUGAUUGCUGCAGCCCUUCUUUUGAUCAUAUUGCAGCAUUCGUGGGCUCUGACUCCCACUGAUUGCAAUGCUAUAGAGCCCGUGGCUGGGAAAGUUCUUGACCUGAUCAAUAAAGUGCGCCGGGAUGGCUACAUUUUCCAGUUGCUGCGGGUCGCUGAUGCCCACUUGGACAAAGAGGAAUCCCCAGCUGUCUAUUAUUUAGUCUUAGAUGUGCAAGAAUCUGACUGUUCGGUCCUAUCCAGGAAACACUGGGAUGAGUGUAAGCCAGCUGUUUCUAGACAUCCAUCUGAAAUAGUGAUCGGGCAAUGUAAGGUGAUAGCUAUGAAAUGUUCAAGUGAAUCUCAGGACCUUAGAGUGAAUGACUUUAACUGCACCACGAGUUCUGUCUCUUCUGCACUGGCCAAUACCAAAGACAGUCCUGUGCUCAUGGAUUUCUUUGAGGAUACUGGGCCCUACCGAAAACAAGCUGAAAAAGCCCUUGAGAAAUACAUAAAAGAGAACGAAGAUUUCGCUUCUUUUAGGGUGGACCGAGUGGAGAGAGUUGUAAGGGUGAGAGGAGAAGAAAGAACCAAUUACUAUCUGGACUUUUCCAUGAGGAACUGCUCCAGACACCGAUUUCCCAGGCCCUUUAAUCUCUUUGGAUUCUGCAGAGCAUUGUUAUCAUAUGAUGUCGGAGCCUCUGACUUGGAAACCCCAAAAGACCUUGACGUAAACUGUGAAGUCUUCAACCUGGAGGAACAUAGAAACUUCAGUGGUCGACAACCCCAUUCCGGUGGGCAUGAGCAUUCUCCUGCUGGCAAUCCCCCACUUAAGCCCAAUGGGCUCAGAGAGCAGCAUCGUCCCCACAAGCCACAUGGAUUUGGAUGCCCACCUCCCCUAGAAGAUAAAGAUCAUCCAGGUAGACCACCAUUUCAAGCAGGAGAUCCUCCACCAUUGCCCCCUCCAGGGUCAAGAUGUCAUCAAGCCCAUUUUUGCAAGAACAGAACCCAUGAUUCCAGUGAGCACCAUCCCCAGGGACAUCAUCCCCAGGGACACCAUCCCCAUAGACACCGUCCCCAUGGACACCGUCCCCAUGGACACCACCCCCAUGGACACCAUCCCCCUCACCAUGAUUUCCAUGACGAUGGACCCUGUGACCCACCAGAACACGGCAAAUAUCCCCAUGAUCAACAUCGCCAUGGCCAUGGCCCACCACCACGGCAUUCAGAAGAAAGAGGUCCAGAUAAAAAACACUUUCCCUUCCCCUGGAGACACAUUGGUUAUGUUUACCGACUCCCCCCACUGAAGAAAGAUGAAGUUCUUCCUCCUCCAGAAGCCAAUUUUCCCAGCUUCCCAUCACCAAAUCAGAAUAAGCCAGAGAUUCAGCCCUUCCCUCAAUCAGCCUCUGAAUCAUGUCCAGGGAAGUUCCAGAUUGAGUUUCCACAAGUCUUGAAGUUUUUUGCAUCAAUAAUUCCAAAAUAAAAUCUGAUUUCCUGGAUGGGGAAAAAUGAGUAAUGUUCAAAUUAGAAUUAUUAAAUAAAAUGUGAUCAGUAAUAAA